AUGACCGAGUCCAUCGACUUACCUACUGAAAGUUUUGAAUUCAAUAAACCGUGGAGCUUCGGCUCUCACGCCCUUCUCUCUGACGAUGAUCGAUUCUAUGUAUACCGUCUGUUAGAAUGCCAAAAGUGUCGAAUUCGGCUGGUCUAUCACGGUGUUAUUGCUCGUGAAUUGUCGAAACGUCCGGAAAAUGAUUCUUGGCAACCCAUCCGAUCUAGGCAUCACUUUUUUCAACUCACACGUCUCAUAAGAGCGGUGCUUAUUGCAUGUAAACUCCAGAAAAAUCUUUAUCGCACUGGGGGAAGUAUCUGCACUAGUAUUCCCCCUCUCCUUGGAUUGCCUUUAUCCAGACCACCUCGUUUGAGGCGCUGGAUUUGUCAAUGCCAUGCUACAGAUCUUUUCCACUACAUUUUUUAUGCAGAUGAGGAUGAUGUUUACGAUCUUCAUCUAAAUCAGGUUAAUUCCACUAAGCCCGCCAAAUGGAUUCAUUACGUAUUCCCAAAAGGCUCAAGUUUACUCUAUGAAAAGAGCUUGAGUAAAUUUGAAAAGACAACUUCUGUUUCACAGUUCCGAAACUCGAUCACUUGUCCUAGUUUUUCCAUACCUUACGAAGAAUUCUUUCAACCAUCAAGUGGUUUUGGGCUUCUGAUGGGAACGGCAGUUGUUCGAAAAGCAGUCAAGCUCAAAUAUAUGACCCAAGAGGAAAUUGAUGACGCUAAUCGGCGUUUUAAUGAGGGUUACAAAGAUCUUGACUCCGUUAAGCACGUCGUGAAGGAGGGCAAGUGUGUCCGUUUUCCUAAGUCCUCUCCUGUCACUCGUGUUCAUAAUUUGAUCACCUAUGAAACUGCAUGCCGAUAUUUGCGUAGAGACCGUUGUUGGGAAUUGUGCUUUAUGACUCGCCUCAGGGAAGGUGAAGAUAAUACAGAUGAAGACGGUAAUGAUGAUGGAACCGAAAGUAAAUCUGGAGUCGAUGAAGAACAAAAUCUAUCCGUCAACCCAACAUCUUCGUCGGAUUUGGAAGAACCGAUUUCUAAUAAGACUCGUGGAGAAGAGGCGACGCAAGUCUCUAAAUCUGUUUAUUUUGUUGGAGACAAUGUAAAUGAAGUGGUUCUAGGGGAAAUCCAUCCUACUAACGCUUCUCCUGAUGAAGGAUGCGUUUCAGAGAGUACUCUUAUAGAAAUUGAGUUAGAAGCCCCUAAAUCUACUGAUAUGUGCGAAACUUCCUGCCAAAGCAUAUCGUCUGACAUCGUCGCUCUUCAGAACAACAGUGCAGUUGUUAACAGAAGAAAGGGUCGUCGUCGUCGUAGACGUAGUGAUAUUACUUGUGAAAAUGUCAACAAACCAAAGUCUUCUCAAAUUUCUGUUUCUUUUCCUCAUGGCGUUGUCCCUCCCACGUCUUCAUUCCAAGGUGGAUCUGCUGCCACUUACAUCCAACAAAUAUCGACCCUUUUAUUUGACAACUUGUAUUCUUCCCCUACAGAAACCCAACCUUCCGCUGUUAAACUUGUAGAUGAAAUUUGUAUUUCUGAGGUAUCUCAGAAAUCUUAA
Rodentolepis nana is the source of this 1545-nucleotide messenger RNA. Lineage: Eukaryota; Metazoa; Platyhelminthes; Cestoda; Cyclophyllidea; Hymenolepididae. The record is from the annotation of a GenBank genome assembly.